Siniperca chuatsi (mandarin fish) is the source of this 1943-nucleotide messenger RNA. It is a transcript of the gene ndufb2, whose product is annotated as NADH:ubiquinone oxidoreductase subunit B2. The transcript has 4 exons. Gene Ontology annotation, cellular component: mitochondrial inner membrane. Bases 1527 to 1832 code for a protein of 101 amino acids. Lineage: Eukaryota; Metazoa; Chordata; Actinopteri; Centrarchiformes; Sinipercidae. The record is from RefSeq and is a predicted model, not a curated record.
UGAUCUGACUUCUAAUCUGUUAAGAUAAUUGUAGCACAGUUGGUGGGAGAUUAAUCAUUGCCCAAAAGAAGCCGAUGAAAAUUGGUUAUUUUUGAGAAAUGGUUGGUUUGUGAUGACAUCAUGCAGCUAAUAUUUGUGGGCGGGCUCUGAGCUGUGAGGGGAGAGGGGCGCAACCGGAGAGCAACUACGGCCAGGCGCCAUUAGGUAACACUGUAACGUGCGUGAAUUUGAUUUCUUAAAGAGGCUUCGCGACGGGUAAAAGCUAAAUGGGUAGACACGACAACGUAUAUGUUGUCCUUAAAGUGGAAAAUGGACUACUUUCGUCGAGCGAUAAAAAAAAAAAAAGUGACUUCCUUUCAUCAAACGAAAUUGGUCAUCGUUGUCGACUGGGAACAAGAUGGCGUCAAGGAUUCUCUUCUUAUAGUGCACGGGUCGAGCACUAUGGGCGGGCCCGUGCGCGUUCUCGCCACAGUGUUAUUUCCUGUCCUCAUGUCCUGAGACGUUGACAUUCUUAUUUAAUACACAACCACAGCAGCAAACCAAGCGGUGACCCGUGUGCAUAUGGUUUUACAGUUGUUUGUGGUAGUCGAUGCUGUACUGUUCGACAAAACCACAUGGUGUCAUGGAAAUGUGACGUGAACCGUCGAAAGAAAACCCUUAACCAUUUCUACGAUUUUAGUGACAUGGGUGUAUGCCAUUUACAUAAGCACUCCAUUUUUCUCUGCCACUUUUUACACCGAUAUUAAACAGCUUAACUCUUAACGAGGACAAACUUUCAUGUAUAACACAAAGACUGUACAUUAUCCGGGCGCGUUCACCCAUACCAGCUUUGUUUAGCUUUUGACCCCAUCUAGUGGGCCAAGCAGGUAAAACUGAAAAAUACAUGUUUUCCCCCCUUUAAUUUAUUUCUGUUCGUCAUGUGGAAAUUAUAACAUUGGUUGAGCUAUUUAUGAUCUGUAAUAUUUGUAUUUAAUUAUUUUGUGUCCCCGAACGUCAGUGUUAUGUUCCCCUGGCACAUGUUUAAUAACUAUGUUAUGCAAAUAGAGGCCCAAAUGACCUAAUGGUAUAUUAGUACAUAGGUUAACAAGUCAGUGUUUUAAGCCAAGAAUAGAAAGGACAAGGUUUCUCUUGUAGUGAUGAUGAGGCACCGUUUGUGUCUAAACGAAAUACAAUAUACAGUAACUAUCAGCCGACUUAGUCAAUGCAUGUCAUGUUUAAUUUUUAAAAUUUGCAGGAAAAGCUAUACAGCAAAAAUAAUCAAAGAAUUGACAGCAGAACUCAAAGGGAAAGUCUGGUCCCCAGCAAAACAGGAGGGGGCGCUGUGUUGUAAAAAUGUAUUUUUCAUUCAGCCAAUUAGCACAGAGAGACAACGGAGGUCGUCACUCUCUGCCCAAUCACAGCUGUCGUUGUUGGGAGGUCGCGUAUUGACAAGGGGAGAAGGUGACUCUUCGACGAGCAGGGUAGUAGCUCAUAUAAAACUUAACAUAUAACCCAAAAGAAGACUGUUGUUUGCUAAGUAAGCAACCAUGUCUUCUUUUGGAAGGGCACUGGGAGUUCUUCGGUCGGGAAGUCGGCUCCUUAGACGCGGCCCACAAAGGAUAACGACCAGAAAGGCUGGCGGUGGACCGCACAUUGAGCCACAGUACAGGCAAUAUCCCCAGAUAACGAAGAAACAGAAGUUUGAGUCAGAGCUCAUUAGCGGUGCCAUGUGGUUUUGGAUCCUUUGGCACUGUUGGCACGAUCCUGAUGCUGUCCUGGGUCACUUCCCCUGGCCUGAUGCUUCCGAAUGGACAGAUGAGGAGCUUGGAAUCCCAGCAGAUGACGAGGAAUAAGAUCAUCAUGAGGGAUUCAAGUUACUGGCCAAGUCUUUGUGGAAAUCUUCAGGAUAUUCUGAAAGUCGUCGUUGUACAUAGACUAAUAAAAUUAUCUUUAAAUAUGUUAAA